CGGUUUAAUGCGCGAAAAAGCAGAGCACUCAGGUCCCUGACGGAUCUACCGUUGCAGCUGGAUUAUUAUGGGGUUCAUGGAUAAAGACGUAAAGCAUUCAAUCCGACUCUAACGGUCGAAGUGCGUCGGUGGCUGUGGCCGUUGGACUGGCCGUUGUUGGUCCGCCGGCAAGGGCUGCAUGACGGCAGCUUAGGGAGGUUGCUUUGAUGCUGAUUGAGAUCGUCACGUAUGCGAAGAUGAGGUCGAGAAGGAGUGUCGACAGUGUUUCUCGUGAGGUGCUUGGAGGCCAUCAGGAGCCAUGUCAGUUUCUAGGUUAAGCGUUUCUGGCACCAACCUCUGUGUCCACCACUUAGAAAGCUGACAUUGGCAUAGUGGAAGAAGUCGUAACCCAAAAAGACCCUGAUACAUGAAACUGUUUAAUGAAUACUUUCUUUUUCUUUUUCGUCUUUUUUCUUCCUUGGAUAUCGUAUUUUGCCAGUGCCAGUCUACGCCACAAACACCCAAUACCCAAUAUGCUAUCCCAGGCGUGACGUCAGCGAACCCCGCCGUCGGACCAUGUCUGCAGAUGCACGCAAGUUUCUGUGGCUGAACAGACUAGCCUUGAAAAUGGCCCAGUAGCUUAUUCUUAUUCUUGUUUUUUUCUUCCUUGACCUCUUACGGCUUUCCCACAACCUUAAUCGGAAAACACUUUCCACCACGUUUUCAUCUUUUGUGUCUUCCUAUGUACAAAUCUAAAGCAUCAAACUUCGAUCUCGUCGCUGCAACUGCAACACGACGUGCCUGAACCAGCAGCCCCACCCAAGCUUCGCAACAGCUCCCCUCUUUUUCCUUGAGUCCCCGCCUUGGAGUGUGCAACUCUGGUAGUGACGCAUCUCCUACUAUUUCUACAGUCUCCUACAAUUGAACCAUUGUCUUGCUUCGCUCCUACGGGUUUCAAUUAUAGUGAACCCACUUCUAUUAGCUGUGCUGUGACCGAUACAAGAGGCUCUAAACGACCUCGCUCGGCGUCAUGUCUGAGCCCAAAGAUGAUAAAAGUGGCGGCGGCUUCGCUGGCAUAAUGGACAAUCUGAAAGAGAAGCUGCAUGACUCUAAGCUACACGAUGCCAAAGUUGCCCUGAUUCACAAAAAAAACCAGAUUGGCAAGCUUGGUAACCUUUUUAACAAGGCUCACCGACACGAUGAAGAGCACGAAAAACGAUGCGAUGAAAAGAGAACCGCUGCAUGCGAGUCUCAUCGGUAUGAAUCCUACUUCCCCGAGCGCGACGGAAACCACAUCAAGUGGUAUGUCGAUGGCAGAGACUACUUUUGGGCCGUCUCGAUUGCAUUGGAAGAUGCCAAAGAGAGCAUUUACAUUGCGGAUUGGUGGUUGUCACCCGAGCUGUUCCUUCGCCGUCCCCCUCAUCACAACCAAGAGUUUCGUCUCGAUCAAAUUCUGAAGCGCAAAGCCGAGGCGGGUGUCAAGAUCUUCGUCAUGGUCUACAAGGAAGUCGAAGCGGCUCUUACCUGCAAUUCGGUUCACACAAAGCACGCAUUACAAGCUCUGUGCCCUGAAGGAUCACCCGGAUACGAAAACAUCAGAGUUAUGAGGCACCCGGACCAUAACGUCUUCGAGAACGCUGCAGACAUGACCAUGUAUUGGGCCCACCACGAAAAGUUUAUUGUCAUCGACUACGCUAUUGCCUUUAUUGGUGGAUUUGACAUGUGCUUCGGCAGAUGGGAUGUACGCCAUCAUCCGCUCGCAGACUGCCAUCCAGAGGGAGUAACCGAGGAAGUUUGGCCUGGCCAAGACUUCAAUAACAAUCGCGUCAUGGACUUCCACAACGUCCAAGACUGGCAGCAGAAUGAACUGAGCAAAACAGAAUACGGCCGAAUGCCAUGGCAUGAUGUUGGUAUGGCCGUGAUUGGACCGUGCAUUUUCGACAUUGCUGAACACUUUGUCCUGCGAUGGAACUUCACCAAAAGAGACAAGUACAAGCGUGAUGACCGGUUUGACUGGAUCGUCCUUGAGGGCCGAGAAAAUGAAGAUGAGGAUCUUGUAGGAGUCCAGCGGCCUAAGCACCCCUGCGGUGAAUACAUCAAACAUCCUCUGACGCCUCUGGCUACCAAAAACCUCGACAACAGGGGUACUAUCCGUGCUCAGGUUAUUCGAUCAAGCGCCGAUUGGUCAAGCGGCAUCUUGACUGAGCAUUCUAUUCAGAACGCUUAUUGCGAAAUUAUUCGCAACGCCAAACACUACGUUUAUAUUGAGAAUCAGUUCUUCAUUACUGCCACUGGAGAGCACCAGUCGCCCAUUCACAACGUCAUUGGUCGCGCCAUUGUUGAUGCCGUUGUAAAUGCGCACAAGGAAGGCCGCAAAUUCCGCAUGAUUAUCUUGAUCCCAGCCAUCCCAGGAUUUGCCGGUGACCUCCGUGAUAACGCCGCCUCUGGCACCAGAGCCAUCAUGGAUUAUCAGUACAAGUCAAUCUGCAGAGGCGAGCAUUCCAUUUACGAACAAAUUCGCGCCGAAGGCGUGGACCCGACUCAGUACAUUUUCUUCUUCAACUUGCGCUCUUACGACCGCCUAAACAAAACCAAGGCUAUUCGCGAAGCUGAGGAAAAGACGGGUAUUAAGUAUCAAGAAGUACAACGCGCAGAGGCAGCUGAAAUCAUGAACGAGGGUGUCUAUGGAACAAACGAUGGGUCAGAUGAUGAGCGUGAUAACAAGACUGCUGAAGUCAAAGAAUCUAUCGCAAAGGCCAAGGUAGCCAAGGAGAAGUUCGAAAGUGCUAUGCCUGCCGAGAAAACCAAGUCGUCAGCCUCUGUUGCUCACCAUGCGAUGGCCGGUGAAGGUAAGCUUGAAGAUGAGCUAUGGGAUGAUGACCCAGAACUGGAGAUCCGCAACUGGAUUCAAGAAGAGCUGUAUAUUCACUCAAAGUUGCUCAUCGCGGAUGAUCGUAUAGUUGUUUGCGGUUCAAGUAACCUGAAUGACCGCAGCCAGCUCGGAUACCAUGACAGCGAGCUGAGCAUUGUGAUGGAGGACACCCACAUGAUUGCCAGUAUGAUGGAUGGACAACCAUUUGAAGCAGGAUACCAUGCUACCACAUUACGCCGCCAUCUGUGGCGUGAGCACCUUGGUCUUCUUCCUGCCCAAGAGCUCGAUGGUACAAAUGACAUCAAUGCCAUGCCGCCAACGAUUAACCCUGAGAACGACCUCUACGACAAGGAAGCCUCUUGGAAGUUUGUGGAAGAUCCUCUGGGAGAGGAACUAUGGAAGACAUGGACGACCCAGGCGGACACCAAUACGGACAUUUUCAGGCAUCUCUUCCACGCCGAUCCUGAUGACAAUAUCAAAACAUUUGCCGAUUACGACCGGUACCUGCCGCCUCGCGGAGUCAAAGCCGGGCACAUCUUUGACCAAUUCAUGCCUGCAGCUGAUGCGCGCCAGAAGCUUGCGCAGAUCAAGGGACAUUUGGUGUGGAUGUCAAUGGACUUCUUGAAGGAUGCCGAAAUGGCAGAGAGGGGACUGCAACUAAACGCCUUUACAGAGAGCGUGUAUACCUAAAAAGCCUGUGGUGUUGGGCCAUAUUGAAAGUAAUACUUUACGUUUAUUGUUUCUAAAGGGUGCCAACUAGUGUGCAUAAGGACUCCAUCGCAAGCAAGCAUGGUCACAUUGAGGCGUACAUGUGUGAUCGAAUAAGCCUGGACUCGCGAGCUUAUUGGAUCGCUGCCCGCUGCAGACAGGGGAGCAUGGUGGCGUGGGCUGCAUGGUGGCUCUGUCUGUGGAGUAGGCACGGGCAAGGCCAUUUGAUAGAAGUUGGGUAUAUGCUGUAGUCCACUGUGAAUCUGUGUGCUUGUGCCUGCGCUUUGGUGUAUGUCGUGUGACGGCCUAGGUUGGGGAGACUGCGGCAUUGGAACCCUGUCAAUAGUAGGUGGGAAAAUGAAGGCAUGACAUCUGCAGCAGCUUAUUAAGCUCCCGGAUAUGUCAAAAAAAUGUAGUUAUGCAUUAGAAGUACCGAACUUGAUAAAGAACACAAGUCUACACUA
This is a messenger RNA of [Torrubiella] hemipterigena, 4023 nucleotides long. Lineage: Eukaryota; Fungi; Ascomycota; Sordariomycetes; Hypocreales; Clavicipitaceae. The record is from the annotation of a GenBank genome assembly.